AUGGCAGUCAUGCCGUGGCCAGAGGUGCUGCCCUUCCCCGCCCUGGACAAGAUCGAGUGCGCCGUCGGUGAGCACAGCGACAUGGUGGAGAACGGGAAGCUAGAUGAGGAGACUUGCACUAAGGAGGAGUUCGAGCAGACGGUGGCGGCCAAUUCCGGCUCCUUCUCCAGCCCGCUGCCGGAGGACAGGGCCGGGGCGCUCCAGACCAUGAAGGAGUUCCUGGCCGCGCUAGGGCCAGCGGGUCGGCAGGGACAGGUGCCGCCUCCAGGUGAUGGAGGGAGUCGGCAUCCUGAACUUCGAGCCCGUCGUGGGCAAGUUUUGAAAGGGGGUGCGAUGGGCCCUGGGGGGGGAACCGCUUCCGUCCCCUCCCCGACGUGGCUCGGGCCCCUUGGGUCCGUGGCCCUUGUGGGCCCCUCCUGGGCUGGUCCUUGGGGCCACGGCUGGGCCUCGGUGGCCUGGCGCGCCGCGGCGGGCGAUGGGUAG
Prorocentrum cordatum is the source of this 483-nucleotide messenger RNA. Lineage: Eukaryota; Dinophyceae; Prorocentrales; Prorocentraceae. The record is from the annotation of a GenBank genome assembly.